This is a messenger RNA of Phasianus colchicus (ring-necked pheasant), 2033 nucleotides long. RefSeq names its product transmembrane protein 79 (gene TMEM79). The record is from RefSeq and is a predicted model, not a curated record. Lineage: Eukaryota; Metazoa; Chordata; Aves; Galliformes; Phasianidae. Gene Ontology annotation, cellular component: trans-Golgi network membrane; lysosomal membrane. Gene Ontology annotation, biological process: regulated exocytosis.
GCACGCCGGGCAAACGCGGCGUCGCCUCGCGAGAACUCCGCUCGCUCCGCGCCAUCACUUAGUGCUGGCAACAUGGCGGACGCGUCGGGGCUUCGUCUCGCGAGAGUUCCGCGCCAAUACUUAGUGCUGGCAAAAAUGGCGGCCGCGCCGGCGUCGCUCCGCGAGCGAUAUGGGCGCGGCCUCCAGGGGACGAGCCGAGGCGCCGGACGCCCGUUCUCGCGGCCGCGUUUCGCCGUGGCGCCGUGCGGCCUCGCCUGCGGCAGCGGCGCUCCGAGGGCCGUGCCGGGAGCCGGGAUGCGGCCGCCUGAGGCCUCCCAGCCCCUCGGGCCGCCCGCCGGGGCUCCCCGUUCCCGCAGGCUUCGAGGGAAGGCCCGGCGGGGCGAAACCCCUCAAAAAAAAACGCGGAGCGGGAGAAGCAGCGCCGGCUGCGGCGCUCCGGGCCCGGCGGAGCCGAGGAAGGCCCGGCCCUCGGCCCCUCCCCGCGGGCCCGGCCCCGCCCGGGUGAGGCCGCCGCGCCCGGCCCACCUGUCCGACAGGUUGGAGCUGAGGCGGCUCGGAGCGCUCCGCAGGCCGCGGCCCCGCCGCCCUCAGCUCCGCUCCGUGGUGAAGCCAGCGGGGAUGGGAGCCUAAUCUUGUCCCGACACCCCGAGAUACGGGAGAGCUGCUUCCCGACGCCUGGCAGCACUGAGCCCGCCGCCCCAUGGCUGCUGCCGACCCCACGCUGCCCCUGGAAGAGGUGGCUCUGCUGGAGUUGGGGAAGGCGGCCUCCCCCGAUGAGGAUCCUCUGGCCCCAGAUGACCAUCGUGGGGAUCCUGAUGCCACCCUGCUGUGGGACCAGCGCCAGCACGGCGCAUGGGGGCAGCCGGAACCCACAGAAACCAAAAGGCGCUCGAGCCCUGAGGGGGCCCGUGAUGACCCUGAAGAGGGAACUCCUGCCUGCCCCCCCCCUGAGGCUGAUGGGGAGGAAGAUCCCGGGCUUCCCGUGAUGGCACCGCACGUCUGUGUGCCCAUUGACCUCCACUGCAUCGAGCGGACACCCGAGGAGCGGAAGAAGCAGCAGCCCACCCCGCAGCCCCGGGAGGAGGGCAGGGGGGGCUGCGUUCCCCCCAGGGACGGACCCAACAGCAUCCUCCCAAAGCAGGCACUCCUCCCUGCUGGCCCCUCGCCUUCCCGGGUCCCGCUGGUCUUUGAGGGGCAAGCAGCCAAGCUGCCAGCCGAGGGGCUGCAGUGCCCCUGUGCUGGGGUCUGCAGCACCGCCGCCCUCAAGGCUGUGGCCUCGGUGGUGGGGGCUCUGUUCCUCUGCCCCUGCCUCAUUUAUGGUGCCUACGUCUUCCUGCCCUUCGACGCACCGCUCCUGCCCACCAUCAGCACACGGCUGGUGUACACACUGCGCUGCGCUGCCUUCGCCACCGUCCCCAUCGUCCUGGGGAUGAUCGUCAGCGGCAUCUCACGCCUCUGCUCCUCAGCACUGGAGCCCUUUGGAAAGCUGCAGCGGGAGGUGGAGAUCCAUCGGACCUACGUCUCCCAGUCUGUCCACCUCUUCAUCCUCUACUUUUUCAACAUGGCCGUGCUGGCCACGUACCUCCAGCAGGAGCUCCUCAAGCUCAUCCCCCUCCUCACGGGCCUCUUUGCCAUCUCCCGGCUGACCUACUGGCUGUCCUACGCCUUCGGGCGCUCCUUCCGUGCCUUCGGCUUUGCCAUGACCUUCCUGCCCCUCCUGGCCAUGCUGCUCUGGAACCUGUACAACAUGUUUGUCCUGGAGCCUGAGAACCUCCUGGCCGUGGCGACAGCGAAGCCCGAGGAGAGCUCCCGGCAGAGCAGACUGCGGUACUGGGGCUGAGCAGCUGCGGGGGGCUGAGCCCUCCGUGCCAGCCCUGGGGUGGGUGGGGGGCAGAUCCCAGGGCUGCACUUCUUCCUUGGGACUCCCAGCACACCUCACAUGAGGUGGGGAGCAGAAGGACCGUUGACUUCAGGACGAGGGGGGCAGGCGCUGCCAGACCUCCUCCUGGGACUAAUAAAGCCCUUUAGCUGAA